Messenger RNA from Linum trigynum, 4473 nucleotides. Lineage: Eukaryota; Viridiplantae; Streptophyta; Magnoliopsida; Malpighiales; Linaceae. The record is from the annotation of a GenBank genome assembly.
CCUUAUUACUUGAUUAAAAAAGACCUAAAUAAAAAUAUCAAAUGUAUUGCCUAAAAUGGAAAACAAGAAGGGUAGCUCCACAUCCAUUGAUUUUGUUGGGCCGGGUCGGGCGUCGACAUGGGUACGUAGCCCACUUCAAAACCAUACAAUCUAGUAGCGCUCUACAAAAAAAAAAAGAUUUUUUUUUAAAAACUAAAACCAUACGAUCGGCACUUUCCGGAAACAGGUACAUAAUGCGUGGAUGUUGAAAAGGAGCGGCUUUCAAAUUCCGUAGCAAAAUCCCCUUUUUCCUGUCCUCUGUUCGUUGCAGUUGCUGUCACCAUUUCCAGUUUAUCCGAACUGCGUGGUUAUGGUACUGGUUGGUUGUAGCGUCACCAAUUCCAAUUCCUUCGAGCUAGCUUUCUCUCUUUCUCUCCUCAGCUGCCGCUAGGAAUCAUGGAGUUGAUUAAUCCAAAUUUGAUCAACGCUUGUCCUUUCCGCACCAGCCGCCGUAGCGAUGUGCAGCUCCGAACUCCGGGUUUCCCCUCCGCGGUCUCCAGGAAUCGGCUGUCGCCGGCGUUUCGAGUUUCUGCUGCUGUGACCACCACCGGUCCGACCUCGAGAAAUGGAAACGGGGCCAGCACGAGCAGGAGCGUGGCAGUUGCCAAGGAAGCCAACGGGGCAGCUGCCGCUGCUGUGCAAUUAAGCAAGGCUAUGGAGCAGCUCGACUUCGAGCGCGGCGUCUGCGUGCCUUUCCGCAAGUACUCCCCGGAGACAGUGAGGAAUAAGGUGUUGGAAACCAGAGGGAGCACUUUGUCUCUGCUGCUAAGAGGAGUGGAGAUUGUGUGGAGUCUGGGGUUUUAUUGGUCGACCUUGAUGUAUGAUUACUUCGUUGGAAGGGAUGAAGAGGUGGUUCCUUUUCGUGCUCGUCAGCUUAGGAAUCUCCUGUGUGAUUUGGGGCCUUCCUUCAUUAAAGCCGGUCAGGUUCUUGCCAACAGACCUGAUAUAAUCAGAGAAGAUUAUAUGAACGAAUUGUGUAUUCUUCAAGAUGAUGUGCCUUCGUUCCCUAAUCAGAUUGCUUUCAAUAUCAUAGAAGAAGAUUUGGGUCAACCGCUUGAGGCUGUUUUCAGUCAGAUUUCAUCAGAGACAAUUGCAGCUGCAAGCUUGGGUCAAGUUUAUCGUGCUACCUUAAGGGAAACUGGUGCUGAAGUUGCAAUCAAGGUCCAACGGCCUAACAUAGAGCCUAUAAUCUACCGGGACCUUUUCCUUUUCAGAACUCUUGCUUCAUUCCUAAAUGGGAUCAGCUUACAGAAGUUGGGAUGCAAUGCCGAGCUCAUUGUAGAUGAAUUUGGAGAGAAGCUUCUUGAAGAGCUUGAUUACACCUUGGAAGCCCGGAAUAUCGAAGACUUUCUGGAGAACUUCAAAGAUGAUCCAACUGUUAAGAUUCCUAAGGUUUACAGAAAGCUUUCAGGAUCACGUGUUAUAGUUAUGGAAUGGAUUGACGGUAUUCGGUGUACUGACCCACAGGCAAUCAAGGAUGCAGGCAUUGAUGUUAAUGGAUUCUUAACACUUGGGGUUAGUGCUGCUUUGCGGCAGUUGCUUGAAUUCGGUUUAUUUCAUGGGGACCCACAUCCUGGAAAUAUUUUUGCCAUGCGGGAUGGCCGUAUUGCGUAUGUAGAUUUUGGGAAUGUUGCUGUGCUUAGUCAGCAAAAUAAGCAGAUACUGAUUGAUGCCGUCGUUCAUGCUGUGAAUGAGGACUAUGCCGAGAUGGCAAAUGACUUCACCAGGCUUGGUUUCCUGGCUAGUGGAACAGAUGUGGCUCCUCUCGUUCCAGCCCUGGAAGCCAUUUGGCAGAACUCAGUUGGGAAAGGACUUGCUGAUUUUAACUUCAGAAGUGUUACAGGGAAAUUCAACCAGCUGGUUUACAAUUACCCCAUUCGCAUACCGGAUAGAUUUUCUCUUGUUAUCCGGUCUUUGUUAACUCAAGAGGGUAUUUGCUUCACCCUGCAGCCAGAUUUUAAAUUUCUUGAGGUUGCCUACCCUUAUGUGGCAAAGCGCCUUCUAACUGAUCCAAAUCCAGCUCUCCGUGAGCGCCUCAUACAGGUUCUUUUCAAGGACGGCGUUUUCCAGUGGAAGCGGCUGGAGAAUCUCAUUGUCCUUGCAAAAGAGAACGUAGCCAAGAUGAGCACCAACCCCGCUAUACAAACAAAGAACACAUCUGUGAAAAGUACCAAAGACUGGCAAUCACAAAGCAAGCUAGAUUUGACUGAUACCAUCAAAGAUGGAGCUCGUCUAUUCUUUAUCGACGAGGGAAUUCGGAGACAGCUCCUUUUGGCUUUCACUGAAGACUCAAAGCUUCACAUACAAGAGCUUGUGGAUGUAUACAGACUGCUUGAAGGUGAAAUAGAUAUACCUACAGUUGCUACGGAGGUUGUAAGAGAUUUUCCGACGAUUGUCCGGGAUCUCAUGCUCUCAUGGACCGAUUCAGUCCUAUCGGACAGGCGGUAAUGAUGGCGCUCGUUUGUCGAUGGUAACAAAAUCUGCAUAGCUAGCUGCCCAAGGGUUUAGGCAAUUCUUAUUUUGGCCAUUGUGUAGAGAUUGUAUAUGAGCAGUGAAAAUGUAUAGUAAGAUUUUCAAUACAGACCGGCAUUCUGAAGAGUGUGCAAAGAUAUCAGCCUUCUGAAUUUUCCUGAUGAAUAUAUAAAGGUGGGUAGAAAACUUUUUUGACGGUUCGUCUAGAAGGAGCAAUUUUACAACAAAACUACGGACUUAUUUGUUCAGAAUUGUUAAUGUGAAGGUCCUAAUUGUUAAAAAUUCAAAAUAUAGGGGAUCUGUAAGGAUAAUAAACAACUCAAUCCAAAAGAUAUACGGAGAAGAGACUUCGCCUGCUGCCCCUACUUCGACUUUCGAAACUCACCACUGAUCGCUCAGUGCGCUCGCAGCAAGAGAGUCAGAGGACCUCCGGCGUCUGUCUCCUCGUCGAAACCUUGUCGGCGAUCUUCGUUGUGCCCCUCAAACGAAAGCCGAUGCCGAAUUGUGGAUUUUUACGGUUUGCACAGGUUGAACCCUGGAUUUGUGCUGAUGCUGCUCGCUACUCUGGAUUUCCGACUGUUUUUGUGCUCCUUCAGCCCUUUUUAACUUGAGCAGUAGAAUUAAUGCCGAAAAUAAAUGGGAAUCGGUUUUCUGUGUGAAUUGAUAUUUCUAUGAUUUAAUUUCAUGGCAUUAUGAGCUAUUAUCCCUUUUUACAGUUGGAUUAAGUGUCUUAAUAUUUUUUUUAGAUCUAUUUGUCAAGGACCCUAAACCACAUCACCUCACCAUGCAGUACUAGCUUUGAAGAAUGGGGAAGGAGAUGCAUGGCAGUUUCGAUCUUCGAAGCAAGGGAUAGAAUAGAAAGGAGGAAACAUUUCUUAUUUGACACACCGUUUUGAACAAUAUAGUUAUUAAUUGGUUGUUUUUAACAUUGUAAACGGAUGUAACUACACGUUUUUAGCUUAAUUAGUUUAAAUUUUUUUAGAGCCAGACCAAAUGUUGAACCGGAAAGUUUAAUGAGAUAUGAUUCAAGGGUUAAUUGUUAUAAAAGCGUUAGUUAUUCGUUCAUGCAUUAACACGUAAAAGUCGUAUAAUACACUGAUUUAGAACUGAAGUAAUCAUUAACCAUAAACAUUUUCAAAUCCAUAUCAUCUAUCAACAAAAAUUCAGAAAAAUAGUUCAACUAUCUCACAAAAAAAUCAUAAAUUUUAAAAUUCAAGUUAAUAAGCAUGAUGGCGAUUGGUUUUGGACCACGUAAAGCCGAUUUGGAGAUAGAAAACAAAGGAAAGGAAGACUAAAUAGAAUUAGUAAUUGAGGUGAAUGAUAUUAGUUUACUUUAAAGUAUAUUUUGUGUGGUCAAAAUAGUGAAUAAGUGGACAAGUCAAAUUAGGAUGGUUCAUGAGGUUUUAUGUCAAACCGUUCGGUCCAUUCAUAACCAUCCAAGCAAAGCAAAUGAACGGGACCACUAUUGUAAUUGGUUUAUCAAAAAUGAUAAACAUGGUGCACAAAAAUAACAAAGUUUACAAACAUUACAAAAGAAACCGACAAACAUUACAAAAUAACAAAGCGUACAAACAUUACAAAAUAAACCGACAAACAGUACAAAGCAUACUAACCGUACAAAAUGCCACUAAAAAUGACAAACAAAAAUGAUAAACAAUACAAACCUAAUCUAUACAAAUAUUACAAAAUAAGUCACCAAACAUCACAAAUCCAGCACUGUCGCCGGAAAGUCUCCUCCGAUCAGUAGAAAAUAUAUAUCUCUCUCUCUCACAGCAAAGCAUAAAUGGUGCCAAAAAAGCCACCGCCGGGGAAUUCAAAAAAGGCCGGCUCUCCGCCGGGAAGAAUUAAUCGCCCCAUGAGUGCGGCAACUUCGCCAGUGGGCCCAUCAUAUUUUUAUUUUAAUGAUUAAAUAAAUAACUUGUAUAAUUACUACAAUAUCCUUAAUUAAAAUGGAUUAAUCUU